AAUAAAAUUAUUAUAAUCUAUCAGUUCGAUCAGUGAUCAUCAAACUUCGAUUUAUUGCGAUUCCAAUCAUAUUCUUGCUCUCCGCACACUAAGACGAUGGCGACCAAAGCCUUAAUCAUCGCUGUUUUGGCCAUUCAAUCAAACAUCAUUGCUGGGUUAGAAUGUUCAUCACCACAGGCGUCGGGAUAUGAACAGAAAGGAUAUAGUUCACCAGCAUACCCGUCUCAGUCAUCAUCAUACGAGCAACCUAAAUACCCAGAAGCUCAAUACUCAGCUCCUUCUUACGCUGGAAAUCCUCAAUCAUACUCUGCCCCGGCUUAUGGUAAACCACAAUCUUACUCUUCCCCAUCUUACUCUGCUCCAUCAUACUCUACCCCAGCUUAUGGUAAACCACAAUCUUACUCUUCUCCAUCAUACUCUGCCCCAGCUUAUGGUAAACCACAAUCUUACUCUUCUUCAUCAUACUCUGCUCCAGCUUAUGGUAAACCACAAUCGUACUCUACACCAUCAUACUCUGCACCAUCAUAUUUAGCACCAUCAUAUUCAGCACCAUCAUACUCUGCACCAUCAUCAGCAUAUGAAAAACCACAAUCUUACUCUGCUCCAUCAUCCUCUUCUCUUUCAUACUCUGCACCAACCCCAGCUUAUGGAAAAUCACAAUCAUACUCUGCUCCUUCUUAUCCUACCUCAUCUUACUCAGCUCCUUCUUACACUGCUCCGGCUUAUGGAAAACCUCAAUUUUACUCGGCGGCCUCAGCUUCUUCUUACGAACAACCCAAAUACCCAGCAUCCCAAAAUUCAGCUUCCGCGUAUGAUGCUAAGCCGCAAUAUUAUUCGUCUCCUGCUGCUUCAUACAACAAACAAUCAUCUGCAUCAGCUUACCCAUCCCAAUCAGGAAGUCAAUCGUCUUACCCAAGCCAAAAUGCUCACACUGAAGAGUCUUAUGCUCCAGCCCCCUACAGUUUUGAGUACAGUGUAAACGAUGAAAAGACAUACGACAUCAAAAGCCAAAAGGAGGAAAGUGACGGUUAUCACGUAAAAGGAUACUACACGCUGUUGGAGCCUGAUGGUUCCCGCAGGACAGUUGAGUAUACAGCUGAUGAAAACGGUUUCAACGCCGAUGUGAAAAAAGAAGAAGGUAGUGGUUACAACAAAGCUGCACCAGCCUAUAACAAAGACAACCAAGUCUAUAAAUCUACGCCAGCUGCUUACAACACUCCAGCUCCUUACAAUGCUCCGGCUGCUUACAACGCACCGGCUGCUUACAAUGCACCGGCUGUUUACAACGCACCAGCUGCUUACAACGCACCAGCUGCUUACAACGCACCAGCUGCUUACAACGCACCGGCUGCUUACAAUGCACCAGCAUACAACAAACAAGAAUCAACAUACGGUGCACCUAACAAUAAGCAGUAUGAAGCACCAUCAUAUUAAUAUUAGUUCAUUAUUUGUUAAUACCAUUAGCAUGUUAAAUAAAAAUUAUCAAGUUGUGUAAAUUAA
Messenger RNA from Sipha flava (yellow sugarcane aphid), 1500 nucleotides. Its product is annotated as adhesive plaque matrix protein-like. The coding region runs from base 97 to 1434 and encodes 445 amino acids. The transcript is spliced from 2 exons. Gene Ontology annotation, cellular component: extracellular matrix. Lineage: Eukaryota; Metazoa; Arthropoda; Insecta; Hemiptera; Aphididae. The record is from RefSeq and is a predicted model, not a curated record.